AUGCCCUCGGCAGAUCUCACCUCGUCGCCCGAGGAUUUUCUUACCCAAACUUACGACUAUCUCAUCAUCGGUGGAGGAACAGCCGGCUUGGUUGUCGCAUCACGGUUGUCUGCAAACCCUGAUGUGAGAGUAGGCGUCAUUGAGGCAGGAGAUGCAGGGUUUGAUGACCCAAAUUUCACCAAUCCUGGGAAGAUUUCGGCCAUGCUACAUAAUCCCAAGUAUGACUGGAUGUAUCAAAGCACGCUGCAGCUAGGUUUCCGACUCUUUACGCUUCGAAGCUGGAAAGUUCUCGGAGGAUCAAGCGCCAUCAAUUUCAUGGCAUAUGGUAGACCUUCCGCGGUUGACCUCGAUGACUGGGGCACGAUAGCGGAAAAUAGCGAUUGGUCAUGGGCAGGGUUAGCUCCAUAUUAUCGGAAGAGCGAACACCUUGAGUCGGCUGGACUGACCGCCCCUGCAUCUGAUCUUUGUCCCGUUCAGGAAGAGGCUCAUGGUACGCAAGGCCCGAUUCACACUACGCUAGGUCCCUGGCAAGCCCCUAUCGAGACCCCCCUGCUAGCCGCAAUGAAUGAGAUGUCAGGGCUGUCUCGGCCCCAGGAGCCGUGAAGUGGGGAGCACUUGGGAUUUCAUCGCUGCCUCUUUACUAUCGAUCGAAGCACCGGUCUCCCACGUCGUAGUUACUCGGCCGGGUAUCUAUGGCCAGUUUUGAGUAGGUCAAAUCUUCACGUCCUGAACAACGCGGCAGCCACCAGGAUAAUACUUGAUGACAAGCAGUGCGCUUGUGGGGCUGAAUUCGUCUUUGACAGUAACCACUAUCAGGUCACCGUCACACGCGAGGUUAUUUUAUCAGCCGGUACUUUCGAGAGUCCCAAGUUGCUGGAGCUGUCAGGUAUCGGAGAACCUGAGCAUCUCGCCUCCUUGGGGGUCCCAUGCCGGGUUCCCCUUCCAGGUGUUGGGACGAAUCUCCAGGAACAUCCCGUGUCCGCGGUGGUGUACGAGCUAGCAGAUGGAGUACUGUCCAUAGAAGCAAUCCUGCGUGACGAAAGCUUGCUAAAGCAGCACCUGCAACUGCUGCAAGAACAGCAUUCGGGGGCGUUUUCUGGCCCGGUCAGUCUGAUGGGCACCGAUAGCGCCAACGCAUUGCCGCGCAAUUUAUUGGACCCCCGGUCAGCAGAUAUCCAGCUGGUGGGUUUCCCGUCAGCACUUGCUAUUUACCGGGUUUAUGCCGAUUGCAGCAAAUUUAGCCCGGGUCCUCCCCCAGGCCGGAACGCAUGCUACUCGCUCAUGAUCAGCUCCAUGUAUCCUGCCUCCCGGGGAAGCUCCCAUGCGCAGUCUCGGGACCCGGAGGCUGCACAAAGAGUGGACUUGGGAUUCCUGACAAACCCCGCUGAUUUAGACGUUCUCGCGACGGUUGUCAUGGUUGCGGAUAACAUCUUCCAAUCUCCCCGUAUGAAGGGGCAGGUCUUGGCCCGGGUGCAGCCGCCGCCAGAGGUCAACUUGCAGGAUGUAGAACAGGCGCGAGAAUAUGUCCGGGAUCGGCUGAUGAGCUAUCAUCAUGCGCUCGAACAUGUGCUUUGGGUCGGUAGUAGAUGAGAGAUUAUGUGUCAAGGGCACCCAGGGUCUGCGUGUGGUCGAUGCUAGUGUCAUGCCAGCCCAAGUCAGUCAUGCUGUGCUCGGCACGGUAUAUGCGGUCGCGGAAAAGGCUGUUGACUUGAUUGAAAGCACUCACCUUCAUUCAAACGGGUGUCAGUGA
Aspergillus niger is the source of this 1750-nucleotide messenger RNA. RefSeq lists its product as uncharacterized. The transcript is spliced from 3 exons. The annotation marks the transcript as partial. NCBI's taxonomy places the organism in Eukaryota, Fungi, Ascomycota, Eurotiomycetes, Eurotiales, Aspergillaceae. Gene Ontology annotation, molecular function: oxidoreductase activity, acting on CH-OH group of donors; flavin adenine dinucleotide binding. The record is from RefSeq and is a predicted model, not a curated record.